Molecule: messenger RNA, 648 nt
Organism: Melospiza georgiana
Lineage: Eukaryota; Metazoa; Chordata; Aves; Passeriformes; Passerellidae
Exons: 2
Coding region: 1-648 (215 amino acids)
Source: RefSeq, a predicted model, not a curated record
AUGGCGCUGGGCUCGGUGCCUCCCUGCCCUGCCCGGGCUCAGCGCUUCCCUCAGGCUUGGUGCUCCGGGCACGUCCCUCGGGGAGCGGUGUCCGAGCGCCCCGGAGCUCCGGCAGCAGAACCAGCAGAGGCCGUGCAUUCAUCCCUGGGGCAGCGCGGUGGCGGAGCCGGCAAUGAGGCGGCAAUCGCGCCAUUCCUGCGGCCCGCAGGCUCACCCGGCUCCCCGGGGACAGCGGGGGCAGCUCGGGCCGGCCCCGCUGCGGCCUGGCCCCGCCACCCGCCCACCCUCCGGCCCCGGGGCUGGCUGAGGGAACCACAGAGGCACCGGGGCUGGAAAACACCGCUGGCACCAUCAAGGGCAACCUCUCAGCCACCCCUGGCCGGGGAGGGCGGUCAAAGGAGAGGGGCAGUGGUGCGGAGGGAGCCCCGCAGGACGCGGUGGCGCAUCCCGGGAACGGGAAACGAAAGGGAAGGGAAAAGGAUACGGAGCACUGGCGGCGGGGCCGGAGGUGUGGGCAGGGCGGGGGAAGCAGCGAGGAGCCCCGGCAGCGCCCGCCGCGCCCUGGCCGUGAAGGAGGCGGAGGACGGCGCGGGGCGGCCCGGGCGCAGCAGCCCCGUCCGCGCUCCCCCUGCCCAGCCCCGGCCAUGA